Frankliniella occidentalis (western flower thrips) is the source of this 781-nucleotide messenger RNA. RefSeq names its product zinc finger matrin-type protein 5-like. Gene Ontology annotation, molecular function: zinc ion binding. The record is from RefSeq and is a predicted model, not a curated record. NCBI's taxonomy places the organism in Eukaryota, Metazoa, Arthropoda, Insecta, Thysanoptera, Thripidae. Bases 110 to 667 code for a protein of 185 amino acids. Gene Ontology annotation, cellular component: U12-type spliceosomal complex. The transcript has 3 exons.
AUUUAAACAUUGUUUUGCUUUGAAAGUAGGGUUAGAAAGAAAAGUGACAUAAGCAGUACCAUAGCAUUAGUGUUAUUUUUAAUAAUAAAUACUGUUGAACGCAUGAACAAUGGGUAAAAUACGAUAUUAUUGUGAAUACUGUGAUCGUUCAUUUUUAGAUGAUUUGAAAGCGAGGAAAAAGCACUUGUCCAGUACACAGCAUGCUCGUUUGAAAAAACAGUAUUAUUUACCUUUCAGAACUGCUAAAGAAGUGUACGAGGAGGAGACGACCAAGGACCCUUGUAGAAAACUGAUAACACAAAACUUUUGCCCAUUCGCUGAAAAUUGUAAAUAUUCUCAUUACAAACCUCAUGAGCUUGAGAUCCUACGUCAGCAAGCCCAUGCCGAGGAUUUAAGACGCAACAGUUCCUGUACACCACAAUUAAUUGAUGUGGCCUUAUCAAAGAUGUCCAGUUCAGAGAAGGUAGAUGAAUGGCUACUAGCAUGGAAGACUAAGCAGGAAGGAGAAGCAUUGAAACCAGCCAAACCAGCGUUACAGGCAGUUUCAAAGGCUUGGUCAUCAAAUCUACCACCGGUACUUCAAGAUUGGGGUAGUGACCUACCACCGUCACUUCAACCUUGGAGCACAUUUAAUCUGUCAAAUGUCCAUGUUGAGGAUUGGGGCUAGACAUCUUGCAAUAAGAACUGGUAAAGUUGUGAUAAUAAUUUUCUAUUGCUUAAUUUAUUCAUGAAAAUAUUUAUUAACAAACAACAGAAACCAUUAAAUAUUUUACAUUCAGAA